UAAAUAAAAUGGAAGAAUGUACGUAAAGUUUUAAUUACAGUUCAUUUUGGGGCAAUUUAAAAGAAAUCGGGUUUUUUGAAAACUAAUAGUAAACGGGUUCGGUUGGCCUCAAUUUCGAAUUCGUAAUAUAUUUACGAGUGCGCAGGCAAAUUGCCUUUUCACCCUCUCCGUGAUGCUUAUUUACACAUAUGCCCAUGGGGAGGUGAUAAAUGCAAAAGAAAUAAAAACAUACCCCCGAUGAUGAUCUUUGCCCUAAGCCCCCUUUCUUUCGGACAUCUUCCAAAUUCCCCCACGCAAGCUGCCGCCGCCGUCGCUGCUUCUCCGGCCGGAUUCCCUCCGCGUCCAGUUUCAUUUGAAGAUCCUUGAUUUGCCUGCACUGGUCCUGGAUGCUAGAUUAGUAUGUUGGAACUGAGCUAUUUCUGCGGCUCUCCUUGCUAUUACUAGUGAUGGUUCUUUUUUGACAUCAACUGAAUCUCAUAUGGGAACCUUCGGUGGAUAGAGAGCAGCAUGGAAGAGCAGCAAAGAAUAGUGGCUAUUUGUCAAUAUGGUGGUGAAUUUGUCAAUAAUAGUGAUGGAUCUAUGACAUAUUCUGGUGGAGAAGCUCAUGCACUUGAAGUAGCUCAUGGCAUGAGCUUUGAUGCUUUUAAGUUUGAACUUACUAGUGUGUUCAAUGUUGAUGUAAACAGUAUGUCCAUCAAAUAUUUUCUCCCAGGCAACACUAAAACACUUAUCACAGUGUCUAAUAACAAGGAUUUAGCUCGGAUGAUUGAUUUUACUUCUAAUGUUUUGACUGCUGAGGUUUAUAUCAUAAACAAGGUUGAGAACAGAAUGAUUGUAGCUGAUUCUGGAACCUCAAACAUUGGCACUGCUGCAAAUGCUCAAGAUGGAAAACGAAAAAGGAUAACUAAAACAUAUGUCAAUGUUUUUCAACCCGGUGACCCAAAUGUUAUACCCAGUGCAUCUGGAAAUAUUGGCAACAAUCUCCAAAAGCAACUAAUUGAAAACGACGAUCACAGGGCAAAUGCUGAUGACAGCUUUCUAAUUCCAUUUGUUACCCCCACUGCUUCUCUGGACGAUUCCAGGCAAAGGAUAAUGAAUAUUGAUAUGGUUGAUGAAAGGGCAACUGGGAACAUCUUGGUUGAUCCAAGUACACCUCUUUUUACAUCUCUAGUCACUACUGAAGAUGUCAGACCUAUUAAUUCAAGCUCCCACUGGGACACUAUCAUAAGUGGAGUUGGACAAGAAUUUGAUAAUGCCAAGGACUUUCGAUCUCAAUUGUGUAAUUAUGCUAUUGGUAAAGGGUUUGCAUAUAAAUUUGUUAAGAAUGAAUCCAGUAGAGUUACUGUAAGAUGUGCUGAAGACACUUGUGCAUGGCGCAUUCAUGCUUCGGAAACAUCAAAUAAGUUGAAGUUCGUCAUCAAAAAAAUGACAAAUGUCCACACCUGCAAUGGUGGAAAUGGUCAACGAAAGGCAACACGCCAGUGGCUCACCAAAAUUAUCAAGGAAAAGUUGCAUUGCAGCCCACAGUGCAAGCCCAAAGAUCUUGUAAGAGAGAUAUAUGAAGAUUUUGGUGUUAAUUUAACCUACUCUCAGGUUUGGCGAGGAAGAGAAGUAGCACAGAAGGAGCUUUUCGAUUCUAUGAAAGAGACGUACAACCAACUACCUUGGUUUGCUGAAAAAAUAUUGGAGACCAACCCAAACAGUGUUGCCUUGCUAUCUGCUUCACUUGAUACGAAGUUCCGUCAUUUUUUUGUGUCAUUUCAUGCUUCCCUUCAUGGCUUUGAGCAUGGUUGUCGCCCUCUUCUUUUUCUUGAUAGGAUUCCCUUGAAAGCAACCAAUCAACACAAGUUAUUGGUUGCUGCAACAGUUGAUGGAAAUGAUGCAGUCUUUCCUGUUGCCUUUGCAGUAGUGGAGGAUGAGAAUUAUGAUAGUUGGUUUUGGUUUCUAUUCCAGUUGAAGUGUGCUGUAACGACCUCUCGCACAAUUACCUUUGUGUCAAACAGGCAGAAGGGUUUGGAUGGAGCCAUACUCCGAGUAUUCGAGGAUAAUAGUCAUCACUGUUAUUGUUUGCAUCACCUUUUAGAAGAAUUUAAGAAUGAACUGAGGAAGGGUCCAUGGUCUUCUCAAGUGAAGGAUGCAAUGAUUGGAGAUUUUACUCGUGCUGCCCAAGCCUGCAGCAUUGAGGAUUUUAAUGCUUCUAUUGAGAGCAUAAGAAAUGUUUCAGCAGAAGCUGCUGAGUGGAUUCUGGCUACUAAGCCUGAAAACUGGUCAGAUGCCAUUUUCAAGGGUUUUAGAUAUGAUCAUUUAUCAUCAAACAUUGUUGAUUCAUUUAUGAAUUGGAUACCUGCAAAGAGAGAAUCAUCAGUAGUUCAUAUGUUUGAUGCAAUAAUCAGCAAGUUAGGAGAGGUCAUAGAAGAAAGGCGUGCAGCAUGCAAUACAUGGGCAGGCCCCUUAACACCAACUAUGGAGCAAAAGUUGCAAAAGGAGAUGUUAAAGGCUCGGAAGCUAAAUGUAUUAUGCUCCUCCGACACUGUGUUUGAGGUUCGUGGAAAUGCUAUAUUUGUCGUUAACAUUGGAAGUUGGGAAUGCACUUGCAAGAGGUGGCAGAUUUCUGGUCUUCCUUGUCUGCAUGCUGUUGCAGCCUUUAUCCGGGUUGAAAAAGAUGUUUAUGACUAUUGUUCAAGAUAUUUUAGAAUUGACUGCUACCAAUUGACCUAUUCAGAGUCUGUCCGUGCAGUACCAAAUAUUGAAAGCAUAGAUUUCUUUUCUGGCACUAGUUCAUUCCCUCCUACCCGCCGUCCACCAGGAAGGCCAAGGAGAAAGAGAUUUAAUCCCAACAAGAUUAACACUGCUAUUCGACUCUGCAGCAGGUGCAAAAUAGCAGGCCACAACAAGGCAACUUGUGAAGCCUUCCUCUAGUCCUCAUGGAUAUAUUAGUUUUUAUAGGAUCUCGGCUGCGUGUAUUGUACGUUCUCCUCAAGGACUCAACCUGAAGAUUGUCUUGUUCAGCGGGUUGACCGGCUCUGUAAGACUUUGUUUAGGUUUCUUUCUUUGUUGUUUCCCAAUUCUGAAGUUCUGAUCUGCCCCGAACAGCAUCGUCUUGAUACAUGUAUCAUGCUUUUUAGUUUUUGCAACCAUCUGUAUUUUUUUUUGGUUUAUGACCGAUGCCAUGUAUUUUUGCUGUCUUUAGUAUGUGUACGUAGUUGAAUCUUUUGGUAGACAACUCUAAUAUAUUCAUUGCUUGUAUAUCAUUUUUUAAGUUUUCACUUAGCUUAAGCAAUGAUCUAUGGCAUUCACAUUUUA
Zingiber officinale is the source of this 3303-nucleotide messenger RNA. RefSeq lists its product as uncharacterized. The transcript has 8 exons. NCBI's taxonomy places the organism in Eukaryota, Viridiplantae, Streptophyta, Magnoliopsida, Zingiberales, Zingiberaceae. The record is from RefSeq and is a predicted model, not a curated record. Gene Ontology annotation, molecular function: protein binding; zinc ion binding. The coding region runs from base 508 to 2919 and encodes 803 amino acids.